Molecule: messenger RNA, 1202 nt
Organism: Hydra vulgaris (swiftwater hydra)
Lineage: Eukaryota; Metazoa; Cnidaria; Hydrozoa; Anthoathecata; Hydridae
Product: carbonyl reductase [NADPH] 3
Molecular function (GO): carbonyl reductase (NADPH) activity
Source: RefSeq, a predicted model, not a curated record
AAUAUCCGUUUAUGUAACAUUUGGAUAACUAUCUAUAUUAUCAGAAAAAUCAGUAUUUUUAAGAAGAUAUGGGUUAACGGUAAAAGCCUUUUUUUUCUAAAUAUCUUUGAAUCAAGCUGUGACAAAAUACUAGCUUUUUGUUGACAUUGCUUGAACUAUUUGUUUACGUUUGUUUGUCCUCCUUAAUGGCGUUCCUACUCGUCAUCAAUUAGAAUAAAUUAAUGACGAGGUAGGAACGUUGGAUACGAUAUGCUAUUAUAGUUCAACAAGUAUACGUAGUUGCUGUUUUUGCAAUGUUGUCGCCACGUGUUUUUGUAGUUACUGGAUCAAACAAAGGAAUAGGUAAAUCAAUAGUAAAACUACUUUUGCAGGAUAAAGAAGAAAAAAUUGUUUAUUUAACAUCAAGAAAUAUAGAACUUGGACUUAAAGCUGUAGAAGAAUUAGCUGCUUUAAAUCUGCAUGCUGAAUAUCAUCAGCUUGAUAUCACAGAUCAAAAUAGCAUUAAUUCUCUAGGUGAUCAUUUACUCUCUAAACAUGGUGGUCUUGAUGUGUUAGUUAACAAUGCAGCCAUAGCUUAUAAAGAAGGUAGCAAUGUACCAUUUUCAGAGCGAGCAGAAGUCACUAUCAAUUCAAAUUUUUUUGGCACAAUUCAGAUUUGUGAUGCUCUCUUUCCUAUAUUAAAACCAAAUGCUAGAGUUGUUCAUGUAUCUAGCACAGCCAGUGAUUAUGCUUUCAACAAGUUAUUUGAUGAUCGUAAGCAACAAUUUAAAAACAGUGAUCUGACUAUAAAUGGACUUAAAGAAUUACUUUUGUUGUUUGUGGAACAUGCAAAAAAUGACACGGUAGUCGAAAAUGGAUGGCCUAAAUUCGCAUAUGGAAUGUCUAAAAUUGGUGUUUCAAUUUUGACACAACUCCAGCAACGGGAGUUUGACAAAAAUCCUGAAUUAAACAUGAUUGUUAAUUCUUGUUGUCCGGGUCUUGUCAAUACUGAUAUGACUGGUGGAAAUUAUGAUAACAUGUUAACUCCAGAUGAAGGCGCUGAUACACCUACUUAUCUUGCUUUGCUUCCCGUCGGAGAUAACUCGAUGCCCAAGGGCUGUUUUUAUAAACUAAGAAAGCCUGUUCCUUUUCCACCUUUCUCAUAAGAAAAAAUUUGUACUUCGUUUUUUCUUUUUUUUUUUUAAUUAAAUUUGUAAAAAAUA